AUGGACAACUCGCUCUACGAUAACUUCCGCUGGUUUGAAGAGGACGGAGAUCUUGACCUAAGACUGAACGAGUACCACGCGCAUGUUGCCAAGUCGAUGCCAAAUUUGCCGCCUCGAAGGCGGCCCUCUUUUCGAACGGCGCUAUCAUUUAACCCAGACGUUUCAACUCGCAAACUAACAUCGGCAGUGUCGCGUCAAAAAGCGCAAUCCGUGCGUCGAUCGUCGACGUUUCCGACAGCGCCGAUGAAUAUCACGGCUCGUAAUUCAAGUUCUCGACCGUCAUCGACCCAAACACAAGCCCAUAUACCUCGAUCUUCCACGUCCAGUAUCGAUCCAUCAGCGCAAUAUUAUCAGGACCCUGAGGCCCGCCUUAAACUGCGGGUCUACCUGGCCUCCCCGCAAAACUUUGAUGAAGCUGUUGAGUUCGGUUUUCCGGCUCAAAACAAUGAGAGAACCAUGCCAGCCGAACGCAAAACGAAGCCUCAAAUGUUUACUGGCACGUUCCUCGACGACGAGGAUUCACCUUUUUCAGACGAACAGUGUGAUAAGCGAAUGAACGUAGCUCGACUCUCGUAUGUGCACAAUUCUCGCUCAUUAGACUUCGGAUACCCAAAUCCAAGACACCAGUCAUGGUUGCUACCACCGAGGCCUGGCAACCAGCAGCAUGCCGGUAGCAACCGCGAAAUGACUCUGAAGAUGACGCUGACGAGACCCGACCUUCGGACGACUGUGCCACCACCCAGGGUGGACCCACAGAGGCUGCCACUGGAGGAUAGCGGUUCCCACGUAUGGGAAUCCAGUGAGGACGAGCAAGGGUUGAUGAGGAAAAUGUGGCUCACGGUCAUGAUUUUUCGAUGGCUUCUACUAGUGAGCUGCCUACUAUUGGCGCUCCUUGCCCAGCACGGUGCUGCGAAGUCAAGUUUGCCAAAAACUGCACCACCGACUAAGAUCGAUCAUAAACCGAGCUCGCUCUUCUACUUCGAUGACACGGACACUGUUCUUAUGAGUACGGUCAAUGGCGAUCUGCUUCGGUCAGUCGAUGCAGGCGAAACUUGGUCAGUUGUUGAGGGCGAUGACGGUGGCAUGAGACAUCAUGUUCUUUUAAUCAGACAGCACCCAUAUGACAAUCGGAAGGCCUACGCCUUGGGGCCCAACGGCCGUCACUGGGUUACAACGGAUCAAGCGAAAACAUGGACAUCAUUUAAUAUUGUUGAGUUUCCGGCGAUAAGGCAUUACCCCCUCGUGUUCCAUGGCGGGGACUCUAGCAAAGUGAUAUUCCAGGGCGAGGAAUGCGCAGGCCGGUAUUGUAUUGUAAGGUCAUACUACACGACAGAUGAUUUCGCUACGGUCAACUUGCUGCGUGAGAGCACUGGUGGAUGUGCUUGGGCUGUGGGACACCCGCAAUUUGCUGAAGAUGUUGAUUUGGCCGAGGAAAUCAAGGACCGUUCGUUCUGUGUCGUCCCGGGUUUGAAAGUGCCGCUUCCACACGCCAAUCGCCUUGUAUACUCUGAUGACUAUUUUAGGGGCAACGCUGAAGGCACGGAGACCAAGCUCCAAGAAGGGCGCCCUGUGUCAGGGGUCAUUAGCACCGCUGCAGUUAAGAAAUUCAUAGUAGCCGCGGCCAAAUCUAAAGGGACAGAGGAGCUCGCGUUUGGCAUGGGCGUGCUUUUUACUUCAAACUCGAAUGGCACCUAUUUCACCCGCAAUAUUGAACACACUAAUCGUAACUCGGAAGGCAUGGUCGACUUUGAAAAGAUUGCUGGUAUCCAAGGGAUAGUGCUGGUCAACACCGUACAGAAUCCAGAGGAAGUCGAAUCUGGUUCCGCCAGAAAGAAGAUUACCAGCAGAAUUAGUUUUGACGAUGGCAGGACAUUUCAGCCCUUGAAGUCAGACGGGGAAAACCUUCAUCUUCACUCUGUAACUGCGCUUACAAAUAUAGGACGGGUGUUUUCAAGCCCGGCACCGGGGCUAGUUAUGGGGGUAGGAAAUACAGGCAAUCAUCUCCAAGAAUACGCUGAAUGCAAUCUCUAUAUCUCAGAUGACGCGGGAGUGACCUGGCGCCGUGCUCUCAAGCAUCCCCACAAGUAUGAGUUUGGGGACCAGGGUGCCGUUGUUAUAGCGGUGCGUGAUGAGGGUAAAGUGGAAAAGAUCAAUUACUCCCUUGAUCAUGGCAAGGAAUGGGCGUCUGUCGAGCUCCAGCAUAAGAUUUACCCCACAAUGGUUACCACCACACCCGAUUCCACUAGUUUGAAAUUUAUUAUUAUUGGUUCCUUAGAGGAAGGUCAAGAUGGUGAACAUGUCAUUUACUCGAUCGACUUCAAUGGCCUCCAUGAGAGGAAAUGCGACGAUGGUGACUUUGAGAAAUGGCCGGCUAGACUGGACGAACAUGGCGAACCAGAUUGUUUGAUGGGCCAUAAACAAUUUUACAGGCGCAGAAGGGCCAACGCGAACUGUUUUGUGGAUGAGGAAUUUAAGGACCCGGAGCCGAUUUUUGAAGCAUGCAAGUGCACAACGGACGAUUUCGAGUGUGAAUACAGGCGCACCGGGGAUGGGAAAGGUCCCCCGACUGACGGCAAAAUUGGGGUGACUUUGCAGUUGUUCGAUGCAAGAGACUACGCGCAGUAUUAUUAUUUAGAACGACAGUCCAGUAGCUCCGGCAGUGACGAAACCAUCAUAAUGCUAAACAGUGAGCACGAGGUCUAUGUGACGCAUGAUCAUGGCAAGACAUGGGAAAGGCCGCUGAAGGGAGAAGAAAUUACCAGAGUCUAUCUGCACCCUUAUAGCAGCGACGUGGCCUUCCUUCUUACCGAUGGCAAAGAGGGCUUUUGGACUGAAGACCGUGGCUAUACUUUCAACCCAUUUCAGGCUCCGGCUCCGCCCACUCAGGAUCGCUUCCUGCAAACUAUAGCGUUCCACCCAGUGCACAAGGAUCGGCUAAUCUGGACCGGCGCCGUGGAUUGCCACUCCGGUGACUGCCAUUCGGACGCUUUUAUCAAAAAAGGGCAUGAUAAGAACUGGGAACCUUUACUGAGCUAUGUCCAAAAAUGCGAGUUCGAAAAUAGAGAAACCCGGCCAAACAGUACAAACCUCGUAUACUGCGAACAGUUUGAAAAGCACAGCAAGAACGGUCGACUGCAAUUGUUGUCGAGCGAUGACUUUUUCAGUGACAACGAGAUCAAAUUUGUCGAUGUCAUAAACUACGCUACAAUGUCAGAGUUCAUCAUUGUAGCAUCGCGGCAGCCAGAAAACCCUGAUUCAUUGGUAGCUAGUACGAGCGUUGACGGUAGGACUUUCGCAAGAGCACAAUUCCCGCCAAACGUUCAAGUGCCUGUUCAAACCGCAUAUACCGUGCUCGAAAGCUCAACGCACGCUGUUUUCCUGCAUGUGACGGCGAGCAGCACAGAAGGGGGUGAGUAUGGCCCUAUUAUCAAAAGUAAUAGCAACGGGACAUCGUACGUUCUUAGCAUCAGCGCAGUCAACCGAAACAGUCUGGGUUAUGUCGAUUUUGAGAAAAUGCAGGGCUUGGAAGGGGUGGCUGUUGUAAACGUUGUCAGCAACGUGGCUGAAGUCUCGAAGAAAGCGCCAAAAAAGCUCAAGACUAUGAUCACUCAUAAUGAUGGAGCGCAAUGGAUGUUACUUCCCCCUCCAGCGAAGGACGCGGAUGGCAAAAACUUUGGCUGUUCGGUUGUAGCAGGGAAAGGCACGGAUGACUGCUCACUCCAUCUUCAUGGCUAUACAGAGCGCAAAGAUGAACGGGACACUUUUGCUUCUGGAUCCGCAAUUGGUCUGAUGAUGGCUGUGGGUAAUGUGGGUGACCAUCUAGCCGGUGGAGAUGAAGCGGAUACGUUCCUCACAAAUGAUGGUGGGAUUAGCUGGAAGUCCGUCAAGAAAGGGAAAUACAUGUGGGAAUACGGUGACUCCGGCUCGGUUAUUGUUAUUGUGCCCGAGUCCAAGCCCACCAAAACUAUACACUACAGUCUCGAUGAGGGCGAUACCUGGGAAGAAUUUCGGUUUUCAGAUGUAGAAGUGCGGAUUAACGAUAUUUCAACCGUGCCAUCCGAUACAUCAAAGAACUUCCUGCUUUGGGCUAGAGUGUCUAAUUCUGAAGUCCAAGAUAAGUUCGCCACGUUCAACAUUGAUUUCAGUGGAGUCCGCUCGAGACCAUGCUUGUUGGAUGAAAGUCAAGGGGAUAGUGAUGACUAUUAUAUCUGGGAGCCAAAGCACCCCUUCCAGGAGAAUAAUUGCCUGUUUGGCCACAGUGAACAAUAUCAUCGCAAAAAGCCGUCAGCCCAAUGUUGGAACGAUUGGCGAGAAUCCCACAUUCACAGCAUCGGAACGAAUUGUACUUGCACGAGAGCUGAUUAUGAAUGUGAUUACAACUAUGAACCUCAGAGCGAUGGUAGCUGUGCUCUCGUUCCGGGACUUCCUAAGCCGGAUGCUAUGGAAGUCUGUAAAAAGGAUCCUGACACAAUUGAGUACUGGGAGCCAACCGGAUACCGCCGCAUUCCACAAACAACUUGCCAGGGCGGUCUGAAUCUGGACCAUUUUGUCUCCAAACCCUGUCCUAACAAAGAGGAGGAAUUUAAACAAAAGCACGGCAUAAGUGGCGUGGGCCUGUUCUUUGCCAUUAUGACCCCUCUUACUGUAGCAGGAGCUGCUGGUUAUUAUGCCUAUAGCAGGUGGGAUGGCAAGUUUGGGCAGAUUCGCCUUGGAGAAGAUGCGGGCACCUCGCAGAGCUUCCUGUCCCGAGACUCAUGGUUUGUCACAGUGCCGAUUGCGAUUGUGGCAGGCAUCGUGGCCGUUGCCAGAGCUCUUCCGCUUCUAGUUACGAGUCUGUGGCGGGGUGCCAGUGGAUUUAUUCGCCUUGGACGGGGCAGGGGUUAUUCAAGGCCCUACGCAUCUCGCGGUUCGUUUGCAGCGCGCCGAGGCGAUUAUACUAGCAUUGUUGAUGAUGAGGAUGAGCUUCUCGGCGUGGAGGACGCUGAAUUGGAUGAAGAUGAUGAGGCUUGA
Molecule: messenger RNA, 5010 nt
Organism: Aspergillus caelatus
Lineage: Eukaryota; Fungi; Ascomycota; Eurotiomycetes; Eurotiales; Aspergillaceae
Product: vacuolar protein sorting/targeting protein 10
Exons: 5
Coding region: 1-5010 (1669 amino acids)
Biological process (GO): Golgi to endosome transport; Golgi to vacuole transport; protein targeting to vacuole
Cellular component (GO): membrane; Golgi apparatus
Molecular function (GO): protein binding
Source: RefSeq, a predicted model, not a curated record